Zerene cesonia (dogface butterfly) is the source of this 3254-nucleotide messenger RNA. It is a transcript of the gene ksr, whose product is annotated as kinase suppressor of Ras 2. The record is from RefSeq and is a predicted model, not a curated record. The transcript is spliced from 18 exons. The coding region runs from base 134 to 2671 and encodes 845 amino acids. Gene Ontology annotation, molecular function: ATP binding; protein kinase activity. Gene Ontology annotation, biological process: protein phosphorylation. Lineage: Eukaryota; Metazoa; Arthropoda; Insecta; Lepidoptera; Pieridae.
GACAUGGCCGCUGUAUCGGCAAUACAACACUUGCAAUGUUUUGUAUAUUCAUAUUCAUUUUUUAUAAUGAAUAAGUUGUUUUAUACUUACAAGUAGUGAUUAGUGGUUUGUGUAGAGUGCUGUGAUAUUUGUAAUGGAUGCAGAGAGCGGAUAUGAAAUCAAAAGAGCUCGUGAUGCAAUUCAGAUGAUAGAGACCAUACAGUCAAUGAUAGAUGUUUCGGCGGAUAGACUGGAAGGUUUGAGGACACAAUGCUUAACAAGCGCAGAACUGACGCAGCAGGAGAUUCGGACUCUGGAGGGUAAACUGGUGAAGCAUUUCUCGAGGCAACUGGUGAUAAAGGCAAAGUUCGGCGAGGAGCUGCAGAGGGAGUUGCGCGAUGUGCCGAGCUUGAGACAGUGGCUGAGGGUGGUGGGGCUCAGCGUGGACGCUAUCGAGGCGGUCUGUUCGCGCAUAUCAUCACUGGAGGCGCUCAGGGAGCGUUCGGAGCAUGAGCUGCGCGCGAUACUGUGCGGCGCGAGGGACGAGGAGGUGCGCCGGCUGGGGCGGGCGAUGCAGCGGCUUAGGAGCUAUACAGAGGCCCUAGCGCGGGGCCACGAAGCGGUGGAGCUGCCCCUCUACUGGGACAGCUGGGAGCGGCACGGGCGGGGCUCGCCGCGCACCAGGGAGGACAGGAACCACAAGCGGGCCCCCCGGGUGCAGGGCAACGGUGGUAAAUCCCCAACGACACCGGUGGGCAAGCGGAGGCAGAACUCCCACCUGCCCGCACCGGACUCGCUCACGAAGUCACGCUCGCACGAGUCGCAACUGUCGGUUAGACCGGACGCUUCAGAUCAUAGUGACAACAGCCAAUCGUCGGCGGUGGGCAACGCGGAGGCGAGCCCGCCGGCCUCGCCGCACGAGCACGAACACCCGCAGAGGAUAUACGAUACGCAUCAUGGCAGCCCAGCGAUGAGCGUGGGCGGGCCGCGGUCGCCGCGCGUGAGCACGGUCACGCCGAUGACCGCGGUCACGGUCACCGGGAGCACGGGCGCGCCCAUGGGCGCGGUGGGCGGGUGCAUGGCGCACGACAUUGCGCACCGUUUCACGAAAACGUUCAACAUGAUCGCGACGUGCGACUUCUGCGACAAGCAAAUGCUGUUCGGUUCCGGUUUGAAGUGCAAAGAGUGCAAGUUCAAGUGUCACAGAGACUGCGAAAGCAAGGUGCCGCCAUCCUGUGGGCUGCCGCAGGAAUUCGUUAACGCGUUCAAGGAAAAGUUUCAUAAAGACGGUGGUUAUUACUUGUCAUCUCCGGGCCGCAUCAUCCCGCCGCUGACGCCCAAGCGGAGGCAGAGGCCGCCAGCACACCAUUAUUCGGGCAACCCCGACUCGUCGUCGAACACGUCAUCGUGCAACAGUUCCACGCCGUCGUCGCCCGCGCUCGCCCCGCCCGCGCCGGCGCACCAUCAGCACCACCACCAGCACCAGCACCAGCAGCACCAUCAGCACCAACACCAGCACCAGGCGGACAGGAGGCGAUUCCACUUCCCCGGUGAGUGGGAUGUGAAACCCACUGUGUCGAGUCCGAACCACACGUCGGCUGUCCAGUCACCAGCGCGGACGACGGCCGACUCCAAACAUGAUCUCACCUGCAGUGUGCGUAGCGAGGGCUCCGGGCAGGUGUCGCUGAGCGGCUCGGGCUCCACGGACAGCGGCGGCGCCGCGCGGGACAACUCCGUCGAGCUCGCCGCGCACGACGAGCGGUGGCCGCGCCAGAACAGCCUGUCGAUGAAGGAGUGGGACAUACCGUACGACGAGCUGAAGCUGUACGAGGUGAUCGGCGCCGGGCGCUUCGGCACCGUGUACCGCGGCAGCUGGCACGGCGCCGUCGCCGUCAAGCUGCUGCACGUGCACGCGCUCAGCGACCACUGUGCGCCGCUCGACACCUUCAAGCACGAGGUGGCGACGUUCCGCAAGACGCGGCACGAGAACCUCGUGCUGUUCAUGGGCGCGUGCAUGAAGCCGCCGCGGCUCGCGAUCGUGACGUCACUGUGCAAGGGCAUGACGCUGUACACGCACAUCCACCUGCGCAAGGACAAGUUCACCGCCAACAAGAGCGUGCUGGUCGCGCAGCAGAUAUCGCAGGGUAUGGGAUAUCUACACGCGAGGGGCAUCGUGCACAAAGACCUCAAAACGAAAAACAUAUUCUUAGAAAACGGCAAGGUGGUGAUCACCGAUUUUGGUCUGUUCAGUGUCACGAAGCUGUGUUUUGGUAACAACGCUCGCGGCGACAGCCUCGGCAUCCCGUCGGGCUGGCUGUGCUACCUGGCGCCGGAGCUGGUGCGCGCGCUGCGGCCGCACGCCUCGCUGCACCUGCCCUUCUCCAAGCACACGGACGUGUACGCGUUCGGAACUGUGUGGUACGAACUGCUAUGCGGGGAGUAUCCAUUCAAGGGUCAACCGGCGGAGGCGGUGAUAUGGCAAGUGGGGAAGGGGGCAAAACAGUCACUUGCUAACAUGCAGGCCUCUAGAGAUAUUAAGGACAUCCUGAUGCUCUGCUGGUCGUACCGAGCCAGCGAGCGGCCAGACUUCCCCCACCUGCUGUCCACGCUGGAGAAACUCCCGCGCAAGCGGCUAGCGCGCUCUCCCUCGCACCCCGUACACCUGUCUCGCUCCGCGGACUCGGUGUUCUGAGAGCGGCUCGGCGCGCUGUGCGUACGCCCAUAGGGCCCUACGGAACACAGUGCUCGGACAGUGCAGUGAUUGUGAUAACAGUGUCGUGUUAGAAACAGUGUUGUGUUGGAUGCAGUGGUUGUGCUAAGCGAAGGGAGGGUUGAGAGUACUACUUGACAGUUUAGUGAAUUUGAGUAGAAUUUUAAGGUGAAUUUGAAUGUUUGUUUGUGCAAUUACGCUUCUUUUUAGUUAUCAUGUAUUUUACGACAUCUUAUGUGUUUCAGUGAACACUGGUCGGUUAAUAAUUGUUGUAUUAUUUGACGAUAGAUGUAUGUCUCUGAAGUUGUAUACAUUUUAAACGGGUAAUUUUAUUAGAAGCAUAGUUGCAUGAAUGAAUGUUUGAGUAUAAUCAAGUCUUUCAAUGUUUGACCAAGUAAUAACAUAACUUCAUGCAUGGGUGUGCCUAAUUGGAUGCCAUCUAUUGGUAUAACGGUAUACAGUCCCACACUCUUUAUUUGCUUUGAAAAAUAAAUUUUAUUACGAUGAUUAGAUUAUUGAAAAUGUGAAGUUAGUAAAAUGUUUUAUUGGUUUUAUUAAUUUUGAA